This is a messenger RNA of Linum tenue, 486 nucleotides long. The record is from the annotation of a GenBank genome assembly. NCBI's taxonomy places the organism in Eukaryota, Viridiplantae, Streptophyta, Magnoliopsida, Malpighiales, Linaceae.
AUGGCUUCAGUUGUGCUCAUCCUCCUCCUCCUCCUCUUACUAUUUCUGGGCGCCCUAUGCCACACCGCCGCUACUACGAACCCUCGUCCUCCGCCGUGGCGCCACCACGUCUUCCUCAACCACCGGGGGCCCGAUGGCCGCCACACAUUCGCCGACCACCUCGACUACGCCCUCCGACGCAAAAGAAUCAAGGUUUUCCGGGACGACCACGACCUCCCCCGGGGAGAAAACGUGACCGAGGCCAUCUCACGCGCCAUCGAGGAGUCCAUGCAUGCUGUCCAUCGUCGUGCUGAGCGGAGGGUACGCCUCGUCGGAGUACUGCCUCGACGAGCUGGUCAAGAUCAUGAACUGCAGGAAGGAGAACGGACACCGGGUUUUCCCCGUUUACUACAAAGUGUCCCCGGACGACGACGUCGCCGAUCCGGCGUCGUCUGGGGUUUACAAGGCCGACUUGGACCGUCACAAGAGAAGGCAUUCCUACGAUAG